This is a messenger RNA of Danaus chrysippus (African queen), 1644 nucleotides long. The record is from the annotation of a GenBank genome assembly. Lineage: Eukaryota; Metazoa; Arthropoda; Insecta; Lepidoptera; Nymphalidae.
AUGUAUGUAAUUUUGCAUAUUUCUAUUUCCUCAAUCAUAAUUUCUACUGGAAUAUUUGGACGGACGGAUGGAUUGAGGACAAAACCAAGUAAAUGUCACUGUUUGUGUCUUGGUAGGCGGAAUACAAGAUACACCUCAUACGAUCCGGGACUAUCGAUAGGCGGUCAAUGCGUUUCUACGGUUACGGAAGAUGCACCAUUCAAGUUUCUCGGUCGUAAGAUUGAUAAUAUAGGUCGUACUCCAUCUUUAGAAGGAAUAGUAGAUAGCUUUUUAAAUGAUCUUAACAAGGUAGAUAGCCAGCAGAUCAGUAACGUAAAAAAAGCAUGGAUCUACGAUAAUUACUUAACUUCACGUUUGAAUUGGCCUUUCCUCGUCUAUGAUUUUAGUAAAACCCUUUUAUCUAAAUUAGAUGCAGGCGUCAUAAAGAUGUUGAAGUUGUGGCUCGGGCUCGCGCUAACGGCUGAUUCAUCGGCUUUAUUCAGGGAUCGUAAUAGUUUUGGGAUGAAUCUAAAAAGACCAUCGGAGCUCUACAAACACCUAAGAGUUUCCAAGAGACAUAUCCUGGGAAAAUCCCAUGAUGACGUCGUUACAUCACUCCCAAAAGACAAUGAUGCCCCAGAGCUAGAGUCACGACUUCAAUUCCAUAAACAAUUUAUGAUCGGAGCGCAAAAUAACAGAGUAGGGUUAGGAUCAAGUAGGAAAGUCCAAGAUACGGAUAUAUUGAAGUCUUUUAUUCGGCAAGACGAGAACGAUAAAUACAAGAUCCAUGCAAUGAGUUUAGAAAUGCAGAACGAGUGGUUAGACAUAGGAGAUUUUUGCAUUCCACUAGCACUAAAAUGGCGCACCCUAAUUCAUGACUGGUCGCCAGCCUUGCUAAAAUUUUAUCUCAAUGCGUUCCAGAUGACUCUCCCAGAUCAGAGUAAUUUAGUAAGAUGGGGUAAAGGUACCGAAAAAACUUGCUAUAUCUGCGGAAAGGCAGUUGGAACUGCCAAGCAUUUGCUGGUGGGAUGUAAGGUUCUCCUGGACAGCGGUCAAUACUCGCGUCGUCACGAUAGGGUUUUAGAGAUCAUACGUGAAGCGGUUAGUCUUUCGGUAGCCAGAGCGCAAAGGGAAAUAACCACAAACGAGCGAUCAAUAGGUUUUGUGAGAGAGGGCACCAGGGCUAUAAAAUCAAACGUCAAGCCUUACUCUAUCCUUAAAGCGGCUUCGGAUUGGACUAUCAUGAUGGAUACGUAUGAGAAACAAUACAAAAUCCCCGAGGAUAUUUGUGCGUCGGCCUCCAGACCAGACAUAUUUCUAUAUUCGCGUAUUUUAAAGCGCGUUGUGAUGAUAGAGCUUACGGUGCCUUGGGAAACCAACAUCCCCAAAGACCAUGCCAUCAAGGUCAAUAAGUAUUACGAGCUCACUAACGAACUAACUCGAAAUAGGUUCGUCGUUGAUUUGUACGCGGUAGAGGUGGGAGCGAGAGGUAUAACAGCUAAAUCUCUCUAUAACCUACUAAAAGACUUGGGCCUGUCCAGAACUAACAUUAAUUCAUUCUUAGAACGUACGUCGAAGGCAGCCCUAGUAGGUUCUUUUCAAAUUUGGUUAGGUAGGGAGAGGAACUUGGACAGUGGAGGUGAGCGUAUAACGCGCGUUAGUUAA